Messenger RNA from Oncorhynchus nerka (sockeye salmon), 3009 nucleotides. RefSeq names its product endothelial lipase-like. The record is from RefSeq and is a predicted model, not a curated record. The coding region runs from base 206 to 1714 and encodes 502 amino acids. Gene Ontology annotation, molecular function: protein binding; lipoprotein lipase activity. Gene Ontology annotation, biological process: fatty acid biosynthetic process; triglyceride catabolic process. Lineage: Eukaryota; Metazoa; Chordata; Actinopteri; Salmoniformes; Salmonidae. The transcript is spliced from 10 exons.
CGACUAAAGGAGAAACUAUUUAAAUCUCUAAUGAACAAUUUGACUCCAGGUCACUCAACUCUCACUGGUCUCAGGCGUACACGAACAACAGUCUCACUGAUACUUGGAUCAUUGGACAUAAACUCACCGAACACACGAGUAACUGUUCAAAAGAGCCGGUUAUCUUUACAUCGACGGACUUCACAUUUGUUUGCGUGAGAAAGAAAUGAAAAAUCUAACUUUUUCUUUGUGGGUUGUCCUACUUUGUGCAAUUGCGCUCUUUGCGUCGGGAGUGGAAGACAACGAACUUUUCAAAGAUGAGGAGUUCAAAGUGCUCUACGACGACGAGGCGAUCCAUGACCGGAUCACGUACAACAUGAGGAAGAGCCUGAAUCUUGACGUGGACGGCUGUGUCCUUCUGCCUGGUGAGAAGAGGAGUCUGCAGAAGUGUGGCUUCAACGUCACAGCCAAGACCUUCUUCAUCAUCCACGGCUGGACGACGAGUGGGAUGUUUGAGAGUUGGAUGCAGAAGCUGGUGGCGGCCAUGAUGCAGCGAGAACCGGAGUCCAACGUGGUCAUCGUUGAUUGGCUUCCCAUGGCCCACCAGCUCUACCCCGACGCUGUCAACCACACCCACCAAGUUGGUCUCAGUGUUGCCACCACCAUUAACUGGCUCCAGGAGGAACAGCAGCUGCCCUUGCAUAAUGUGCACCUGAUUGGCUACAGCUUGGGGGCCCAUGUGGCGGGCUACGCCGGAACAUCUGUGCGAGGGACUAUUGGCAGAAUCACGGGUCUAGACCCGGCAGGGCCCAUGUUUGAGGGGGUGGGAGAUGAUAAGCGCCUCUCAUCGGACGACGCCGACUUUGUGGACAUCCUGCAUACGUACACGCGCGAGGCACUGGGUAUGAGCAUUGGGAUCCAGCAGCCCAUCGGAGACAUUGACAUCUACCCCAACGGUGGAGACGUGCAGCCAGGCUGCUCCCUGCGUGAGAUGCUUACCAGUACAGCUGGAGGAAGCUUCAUGGAUGUGAUUAAGUGUGAACACGAGCGGGCUGUGCUCCUGUUUGUGGACUCGCUGAUGAACAACGAGUACACGAGCCUUGCCUACCAGUGCACCGACCCCGAACGCUUCAAGAAGGGCAUCUGCCUGAGCUGCCGCAAGAACCGCUGCAACAACAUUGGUUACAACAGCAAGAAGAUGAGGAAGAGGAGCAACUGUAAGAUGUACCUGAAGACCCGUGCUGUCACACCCUUCAGAGGCAUCCAUUAUCAGAUGAAGAUGCAUGUGUUCAACAGAAAGCAGGCUGACGAUGCUGACCCAACCUUCCACGUCAAGCUGUAUGGAGCUCACAAUGACACCGAUGACCUGCAUGUAGACUUUCCAAACAAAGUGGGUCUGAACCUGACCAACACCUUCCUGGUCUUCACCGAGGACGACAUCGGGGAUCUGCUGAAGAUUCGUCUGAGCUGGGAGGGGGCCAACGAGUCGCUAGGGUCCAUCUGGAAGAACAUGAAGCAGUCUUUCUGGUCCUGGAACCGCACCGGCACGCCCAUCAACCAGGUGUUGGAGGUCCGUAGGAUCCGUGUCAAGUGUGGAGAAACUCAGAAGAAGUUCACAUUCUGUGCCCAGGACCCCUCAGUGACUGAGAUCUCUCCAGGACAGGUCAUCACGUAUGUCAAGUGUCGUGAUGGCUGGGAGGUCAAACCAAGUAGAAAAAGGUUGCAUAACGUAUAAGGAUUCAGCACUUCAUCAAUCAACGCACCAAUGGCAUGGGACCCAAAGUCGGAAGGCAUGUCUGUAAGGACCCGCCUUUUCUUCAUCUGAGCACUUUGAUUGGAGGAGUGAUGAGCACACGGUGGGAGGCCUUGGACUUGGGAUGCACCUGGAUGUUUACUGGUGGUCACAUGACUCUGGGCUCUGGCCAAUGGGACGGCGGGAGGCUUCACGUGCCGUCUGUCAGGACCUGAGAAUUCCCGGAGUUUUUCUUUGUACAGAGACUGUACAAAAAUAAACGGUUGUGUUAUCCAUCGGACAUUUUCCCCCAACAAACCUAGUCUCUUUACUGUAUAUUUGUAUUAAUUUUCUGAAUUGGAAGCACUGCAAGACCAUGGUUAUUUAUCAAGCACAUUGUUUGAAUAAUUUCCUCUGAUGCAGUGUUUGUGGUUGAGUGAAUGUGUUUGCAUGCAGGUAGUGUGUGGCGUGACCAAGGGUAUGAGCGUGCCUAUUGGCUAGAGCGAGCUUAAUGUGACUACACUGUAAAACUGAAGGACGUGACUGGGCUACAUUCACUUGAUCUUUCACUGUGUUUUGUAGGGUUGCAAAAUUCCCAGGUUUUCCAGAAAUCUUGGUUGGAUGAUUGCGGAUUUGUCCCUUCGGUGUCCGGUCAUAUUCCUUCUGGGAAUUUGGGGAAAUUUUUACUGAAAUUUGCUACCCUACUUCUGUACAACGUGUUGCUAUUGUUAUUUUGAUGUACCCCAUAUGUGGCCGUGUUUAUGUAUAUAAUGUAAAAAAAUUAAAACAAUUGGGGAAGAAAUCACCUUUUUUUGGGGUGUUUUUCUUCAGCUGGAUGACCAAGGUGCUUAAACCUUAAAGGCUGUUUCUUUAACUCAUCCUCAAAGUCAAGAGGAGUUGAAAUUACUGCAGAGGUUUUGAUGUCCGGUUUUACUUAGAUUAGUUUACUACUUUAAGUAUGCCACUUACGUCACCCAAAAAUCAGAUCAUUAUUCCCAGAUGUUCAGUAACCACGAUGCUGAAAAGACUCGUUUUCAACAUUGUUAACGUCUAUGUACGGCCUUCCUGAGGCCAGGAAGUACGGUUGCCACGGUGUCAGAUUCCUUUGCUUGUCUUGGUCAGUGGUAUUGACGGUGCUACUUUUAGUUGUGUUACAGUGCUGGGAAGUAUGGCCUCAUUUUGACGGUGGAAAUGCAACUCUAGCAGAAGUCUACGUAGGCCAUGGUGUGAUGCUGGGAUUAAUCUUAUGGAAUCUAGUAAACAUGCCAAUUCUAAAAAUAAAAAAACUAUGACCCACA